UAAGGAGCUUUCAAGUAAAAAUAGUCAUGAAAUAGAAUUCAAUUUUCAUGCACUAAUGGGGAAACAAAAUAAAAAUAAGCAAUAUAAUAACAACGAAUCAACCCUUUAUAAUAUAAUAUCAAAUAAAAUAGCACUUAAAAAAAUCUAUUCUAGAGAUAACUUAUUUUUUGUCGAGAUAUCUACAACUAAUAACCCUGCAUAUAGACUGAGAUGUUUACUCGAUACAGGUUCAUCAGUAAAUCUGCUCAGAUAUGAAGCAGUCAAAUCGCUAAGAAUAGACCAAGUAAAUACAAAUGAUACUAUAACAAUAGCAGGAAUUGGUAGAAAUACAAAAACAAUGGGAUCAGUUAAUAUAGGUUUAAUCAUAGGAAACAUAGUAUUCCCAGCAAAAUUUCAUUUAAUGACACAUUUAUUAGUACCAUGUAUACUCGGAGGAGACUUCCUUCAAAAACAGGUAGCACAAAUUGGAAGAAAUUGUGAAUAUGCUAUUUUUGAGCUUGAUACUUGCAAGAAAAACUAUAAAGAAGACGAGUGUAAAGAAUUUACACAAGUCCAUACAUUUGUGGUGCGCUAUACUUUACAGUCACACUGGCAACACUGUAUUCAACGACGCCACCUAGAUUUAAAAAGAGAGAACCAUUAUUGACUUGCUCUAACAAGUUCAGUUUCCAUUUUGUAUUUGCGUUGUUAACUCAUGAAUAAAAUCCACUUCAGUAUUUCAACCAUUAAUCCUUCGACGUUUAAUUUCGUAUGUCGAUUUUUGUCGAUUUUUUCUUAUCGUUUCAUUCCGACUGCAUCCGGACUGCCACACAUCGAAACUUCGCCAAGGCGCCCAUUAGCAGCACACAAAAGAUGUCGAAUGAACAACUCCUGAAAAAUGAAAUUAUCCGUCUACAAGAAGAGUUGCAAGCAGCACAAGCAACCGCUGCAAACAAUGCUGCUGCUACGAGCAACGCUGCCGGCAGUGCAAUUGCAGUAAACAAACUCGGCAUCAAAAUUGAACCUUUCUGGAAGCGUGAUCCGACUCUAUGGUUUGCGCAGCUCGAAGCACAAUUUACGCUAGCCGGAAUAACUCGAGAAGAUACUCGCUAUUACCACGUUCUGGCAGCCAUCGACUCGGAGAUCCUCGCAUGCUGUUCGGACAUUAUUCGUGACCCUCCAGCUGAUGCCAAGUAUACUAAAAUUAAGGAAAGAAUUACCCAGGAAUAUAGCACAAGUGAACAAAAUCGCAUGCAGCAGCUACUACGCGGCUGCGAGCUGGGUGAUCGCAAACCAUCGCAGCUUCUACGCGAAAUGAGGGAUCUUGCCAGGGACGUUAUCACCGACGAAAAAAUUAUCAAAUCGCUAUGGAUGCAGCAACUUCCCGAAACCACGCAAGCCGUUCUUAAAGUGUCAGAAGCCACACUUCAAAUGUCGCAGCUUGCCGAGCAAGCCGACAAGCUCGCAGACAUCACCAGGAGUCAAAUCGUUUCUUCCGCUACAGUUUCACCGGACAGAAGCAAAGAGAUUGGCUUGGCAGAACUACGUACACACAUUUCCGAACUCUCAAACGAGCUAGCCGCUUUCCGUCGAGAGAGAAGCAGACCUCGUAACAGGAGUUUCAGCAGACAGCAGAGUUCCCCAAGCGGCUCCCGAGAGUACCAUCCGUAUUAUUUCUACCACAGAAAGUUCGGAUCCAAUGCUAAGAAUUGUCGAGAGCCUUGUCAGUUCAAAUCAAAAAACUAGC
Molecule: messenger RNA, 1726 nt
Organism: Ochlerotatus camptorhynchus
Lineage: Eukaryota; Metazoa; Arthropoda; Insecta; Diptera; Culicidae
Exons: 1
Coding region: 751-1725 (324 amino acids)
Source: RefSeq, a predicted model, not a curated record